AUGCUGCAGGCUUUUUCAAAUGUAUCUAACAAAAUUUGGGUAUUUGUGGAUGAUGACCAUGGAGUUGACAUAGUGUAUGAUUUGGAACAACAACUGACUUUGAAGCUCACAAAUAUGGAUACUCAGCUAUCAUUUAUGGUCACCUUUGUAUAUGCAAAAUGUGAUUCCAUAGAGCGUAUUGAGCUGUGGGACAGCUUGUACAAUCUGGCUAGUGAUAUGUCCUUACCUUGGCUUGUGGGAGGGGACUUCAAUGUCAUAUGGGAUGAAGAAGAAAAAUUUGGAGGGCUUCCUGUUUCUUUGAAUGAGAUCAAUGACUUUAGGCACUGCAUUAGCACUUGUAACCUCGGUGAUCCAGCCUUUAGAGGUAGCAUCUAUAUGUGGUGGAAUAGGAGAGGCGAAGAUGACUGUAUUUUUAAGAGACUGGAUAGAUGUCUGGGCAAUAUAGAGCUGCAACACGUAUGGCCUAGCAUAGAGCACUCAACUUUCAAGGAUGUGGUGUUACAAUAUUGGAAGGCAGACUUCGUAGGUGAUCCAUUCUUUGUGUUCAAUCACAAGCUUAAAAAACUGAAGAAAGCAUUAUCAAUAUGGAGUAGGGCUACAUAUGAUGACAUUUUCCAAAGAAUUGCUACUCUUGAGGAAGUGGUUCUAGUUCAUGAAGCUCAAUUUGAGAGUGAGUUUUUCCAAGCUCAGUUCCAUGAAGAAAUAGUUCCGACAUCUUUUGAUAUUCUUGAUCAUGUUCCAACACUGGUGAAUAAUGCCCAGAACUUGGAGUUAGUUCAACAACCUACGAAAGAGGAAGUCAGACAUGCAGUAUUUGGAUUAAAUGGUGAAAGUGCAGGGGGUCCUAGUGGCUUUACUGGAUGCUUCUUUCAGUUUUGUUGGGAUAUAAUUGGUGAUGACAUUGUAGACAUGGUGAAGGCCUUCUUUAAUGGAUGUGAACUGCCCAGAUAUGUGACGCAUACUAAUCUGGUCUUAUUACCAAAGAAGAAAGAAGUGAUUACUUUCUCAGAUAUGAGACUUAUUAGCCUUAGCAAUUUUGUUAAUAAGAUGUUUUCUAGAGUUGUGCAUGAAAGACUAGCAGUAUUGCUUCCAAAUCUCAUAUCUGAAGAGCAAGCUGGUUUUGUAAAGGGAAUGAGUAUUGUAGAGAAUGUUCUCUUAACUCAAGAGAUCAUUAAAGAUAUUAGGUUGAGAACCAAAGUUGGGCCAAAUCAUCAUGGGUUCUUUAAAUCAACAAGAGGGGUGAAACAAGGUGAUCCAAUAUCACCUACAUUAUUCAUAUUGGCUGCAGAAGCAUUGUCAAGAGGGCUGAAUUCAUUGCAUAGUAACCUAUAUUUCUGUGGCUUUAGUCUUCCCAAGUGGAUCCCAAAGAUUAAUCAUCCGGCAUACGCGGAUGAUACCAUUAUAUUUUCUUCCUCUGAUGCAACAUCACUGAGAUUGAUCAUGGAGGUAUUAGCAGGUUAUGAGAGUGCUUCAGGUUUGGGAGCACUCUAUUUUGUUACUCCUCCUGAUUUUGUGUGGGAUGAAUCCAUACAAAACAUAUAUGAUGUGGUGGACAAUGGUGAAUGA
Nicotiana tabacum (common tobacco) is the source of this 1566-nucleotide messenger RNA. RefSeq lists its product as uncharacterized. NCBI's taxonomy places the organism in Eukaryota, Viridiplantae, Streptophyta, Magnoliopsida, Solanales, Solanaceae. The record is from RefSeq and is a predicted model, not a curated record.